Messenger RNA from Trematomus bernacchii (emerald rockcod), 3570 nucleotides. It is a transcript of the gene prr33, whose product is annotated as proline rich 33. The record is from RefSeq and is a predicted model, not a curated record. NCBI's taxonomy places the organism in Eukaryota, Metazoa, Chordata, Actinopteri, Perciformes, Nototheniidae. The coding region runs from base 209 to 3295 and encodes 1028 amino acids. The transcript has 3 exons.
UUUUUGGACUGCCAUGGCGUCUGUUCCUUCCAUUUGUAGGACGGGGGGGUCGGGCUGGGCUCAACAUGAACCUGCGCUCUAACAAUCCGGCUGGGAAAAGCAGGCAGCAGCCGGCCGGCCGCCCCCCGAGCAGCAGUAGCACAGGGGAACCUGCCUGGAGCGCUUUGAAACACCAGCAAGAAGUUUUUACCUGGGUGCCAAAGCGCUCAUGGCUGUCGCUUACGGGGCUGUCAGCAACCCGGGUCUGCUUUACCAGCAGUACCCUCCGCCCCUGCUUCCCAAACCUGGAAAGGACAACGUUAGGCUUCAGAAACUCCUCAAGAGAUCCGCCAAGAAGAAGGCCUCCGCUCAGGCAUCGCAGCCCGCCACGCUUUUCCGCUCCAACCUCUCCCCCGUGAACGAAGCAAGUCCCGACCUCGAGCACAGUGACCACUCAACGCCUCCCAAGACUCCAGAGACACCGUUCAGUCUUUUCAACGUCCAGGAGCCUCCGAGGUUCACCGUCAGACCGCUUUAUCGACAUGUGGCGUCGCCUUACCCACAUCGAGCGGCAUACGGGAGACCGGGAAGAUUCUCCCCUCAGACGGUGGCGAGCCCAUUGUACUCUUACCCGCAGAAUACUACCAUCGUUUCUUCAUAUUCUGCGUCCACCAACGUGUCUGAAGUCUCCACAGCUACGUGGCAAGUCGCUGAGCCUGCGGUGCCAACAAUAUCUUUACUGCCAGCCUCCUUUACACCUGAGGCAACAGUACCAGCUGCUGAAAUAAGAAAGCCGGCUUUUAGCACAUUUGCUGACAAUAAUGCCGGUCUUAGACCUUUCGCAACUGGAGGGAUGCGACAAGCAAAAAGUCCAACUCCUUAUCAAGCAAUGGGGGGUCAAGCUCUGAUUCGUCCGCUCACUGUUUUGAUCCCGAUGGCCAAAUGCAGGAGUCCACGUCCAACAUUCAAAGCGACCGAGCCUUCAAGAUCGCCCAAACCAAUGUUUGAUGUUCCCAAAAUUAGGAUGUAUACGGCGAGCACAUCCUACUACGAGUCAACCAGGACCACACCGGUGUACGACACAGCUGCUUUAACCGCCAUUGGCAGCACAGCAUCUCAAAGUAAAGCACCGGCAGAAACCAUGCAAGAUUUGACUCCCGUAUCUGAGGUCAGAAGAGGGACAACUCCGACGGCUCUGCCUCCUUUACUGGGCCCAGAUCCCCAGAGGAAAACACCAACUUCAGAAAUUAAAACGGGCACCACACCAACAACGGAGAUAAAUACUAUAAUAACACCUACGGUUGAAAUCCUAAGAGCAACCCCAACUUCUGAAAUCAGAGUUAAAACACCAACAGGACGGCCUCGAACCCCGGCAUACAACAAGAAUCGGGCUGGAACGCCGGUCUUUGAAGUCUCAAGACCGAAUCCUCUCUUGUUCGCCAUAUCGCCAAUCACAGUAGAGCCAGAGAGGUCAAGAACGCCCAAAACACUUUCUGCGAUGAGCAGUUUGUCUGCUUCCCAAAGUGAGAGGAUCAGUUUGUCUGCUUCCCAAAGUGAGAGGAUCAGUUUGUCUGUUUCCCAAAGCGAGAGGAUCAGUUUGUCUGUUUCCCAAAGCGAGAGGAUCAGUUUGUCUGUUUCCCAAAGCGAGAGGAUCAGUGAGCCUAAGCCUGCUGAAAUGAUACCAAACGGGGACAUUCAUUUGGUCAUGACUCCAGUGGUAAAACCAAUCCAACAGAGCAUCAAUAUGACAAUAUCAGAGCUUGAUCUGUCAAGAGAAGCUGCUCCAGCUGGCUCUCAAAGACCUAAAACCCCAACAACUGAGCCAAAAACACCAGCAGUGACUUCUUACAGCAACCAGAGGCCUAAGACUCCAACAUACGAGGCAUCCCGACUUAUGACCACUUCGCCUGGUUUUAAAAGACCAAGGACACCUACGUACGGGAUGUCACCAUCACCUGUAGGCUUUCAGAGACCUAAAACCCCGACUCAAACUGCUAAAAAAUCAAAGUCUGGCUACCGUGGAUUGACACCGGCUGAAUAUGCUGCUCACGGAGGAAUUAAAACCUACUCUCCAGCUUUUGGUAUCUCCGGUUCCAAGAUGCAAACUGAAGAGGAGGUUCAAGCGCCAAAAGAGGAACCAGUAGAAUGUAAAGCACCUAUUCAAGAAACACCUGUGAAUGAACAAGCUAUGCCAGAGGUGUCUAAAGCUAAAGAAACUCCCAAAGAGGUAGAGAAACCCCAGGUGAGGGACGUGAAGGUUGCCGUCACCCCUUCAAUUCCCAUCAUUAUCGUUUCACAGGCGUCUGACACCUUUGUAACAACGAUAGCACAAGAGACAAGCAUGGUUUCCAGUCAGGUUGCAGCAAAACAAGAGAAAACGGUGAUCCAAGAACCACCAAAGUCUAAACCCCCAACAACACAAGGGACAAUGUCUCAGAAACCAGUUCAAGGAGUCGCCAAACCAAAGACGAAUCCUCCUGAAGUCAAACCUGUGCCCAAAGGUGACGACCAGGAUCCUCUGAAGGCAAUAAGGAAACUAUUAGGAAAAGAUCAAGUCCAGAAACCUGUACCUGAGACAAAAGCUGAUGUUGCGUAUGAGAAAGAGCCUGUAGCUGAAAGCAAGACUAAAGAUGGAGGCCAAAAGCCCAGCACUGCAACAGGAAGUGAAGAAAAAGGAAAAGAUAAGAAAGAAGAACCAGCUGCAGUUAAAUCUGCGCCGGAGAGAAAGGAAAGCGUUGAAUCCCUCCCGGCUGAGGCCCUUCUGAAAGUCAUGCAAAAGCCAAAGGGAGUGAAAUCCAAACUGAGCGGUUGGUCCAGACUCAAGAAGCACAUGGUGGUGGAGCAGGAAGAGCCCAUAUUUCCAGAGGUUGGCCCCAAAAAGGAGGCCGCUGGGACGGACCAGAAAGAGGUGAAAAAGGCCGGAGAGAAGGCCGUGGAGAAGGCCGUGGACAAGCCCGAAAAUCAAGACGAGAGCGAAACCAAAGACGCUCCCGUAGCGGCCAAAAUGUGGAACGCCUGUCUCUUCCAAAUGUUCAGCACUAAGGAGAACAUCAUGCACCAGAUCGAGCUGAACAAAAGCGAGGACAAGAAGACGCAAGACGAGACAGACGACCAGAAAGAGGUACCAUCGUUCGCCCAACGGCUGCCCUUGCUGCUCUUCAGUCCAAAGUUUGACGCUAAAAGGCUGAAAGAGGCGGCGUCAAGGCCGACGACGAAGAUUUCGACAGUUUUUGAAAUGGGUCUGAUUGGGCGGAAAGGUCAAGAAGAGGAACCAAAAGACUUUAACAGAACAGCGAGGGGGUUCGCCGCAACUUAAGCUAAUACAAUAUAUAUAAUAUAUACGUGCCAAGGUGAAAAAGAAGUUAUGAUAUAUGUUCAAUGUACAGGUGCAGAAGUCUCAGUGUUUAAAACGAAUGAUGUUUGUGUUAUAGAAAAGUCCGCUUUGGACUUUAUACUUGACAAGUGCUUUGUGUUUCAUUUGUGUGACUGGUUGUCUGGAUGUUUUGCGUUUGUGGAAAAGCUGGAAAAAGAGAAAAGUGUGUCUGAAUUCAGACGUCACCUCCGAUUAAAGCGUUUAUGUUUUCAGUAAAA